Molecule: messenger RNA, 1018 nt
Organism: Cucumis sativus (cucumber)
Lineage: Eukaryota; Viridiplantae; Streptophyta; Magnoliopsida; Cucurbitales; Cucurbitaceae
Exons: 5
Coding region: 187-660 (157 amino acids)
Source: RefSeq, a predicted model, not a curated record
GAGUUUGAAGUUAUAUAUAUAUAUAAUUCAUUUUUCUUUUUAGCAUUACUGUUUGGGGUACUGAAUUUUACCAUUUUAGGCUUCCCUUCAAUAAUUUCCGCCCCCGUUCGACUCCGCCGGAGCUCUGAGUUUCCGAUCCCACAAGCUUCAAGCUCCACUUUACCCCUUCUCUCUCUUUCUGUACAAAUGGGGUUCUUCUCCUUUCUCGGACGGGUCCUCUUUGCCUCCCUUUUCAUCCUCUCCGCUUGGCAAAUGUUCAAUGAGUUUGGCACUGAUGGUGGACGUGCUGCAAAGGAAUUGCUUCCAAAGUUGAACACUUUUAGGAGAAAUUUCUCCGCUAGAUUUGGAUUUGACCUUCCUGCAAUUGAUGUUACCCAUUUAGUUGCUGCUUUUCUGUCUCUUAAAGGCAUUGGAGGCCUUCUAUUUGUAUUCGGGAGUCCAAUCGGAGCUUAUCUUCUGCUUAUCUACUUGGCAAUUAGCACCCCAAUUCUCUAUGAUUUUUUCAACUAUGGCCGUGAGAAUUCCCAAUUUGGCAUACUAAUGAACGAUUUCAUACUGCACGUGGCACUUGCUGGUGCAUUGCUCUUCUUCAUCGGAACAAAGAACUCCAUUUGGAGGAAGCAACAGAAGAAGAAGGCACAUAAAGCCAAGACAAACUAGAAACUUAAGUUAAAUCAUUACUUCGACUUGAAAUUGUUCCUUUCAUUUCCUUCCUCUCGUGUUGGGGCUCAGUUGGAAAGGUAAAAUUCAGUAGCUGGAUAUUAAAUGUGGGUUUUCGAAAAGCUUCUUAUUUGAUAAUUCCAUUUUGUAAUAAUAUAGGGAUUGUAGUACUCUUGACUGUCAAUUAUUGUUGGAGUUGGAACUGGGAAUUAGCCAUAAUAUUACAGGCUAGUAUGAAAGGAUUUAGAGAACAUGUUUUUCUUCAUUCAAACUGUUUGCCGAGGUUUAGAAUCUUUUAUUCAAUUUUACCUUAUUUGUAGAAUUAUAUGUUGAUAUGCAAUUUUUUGGAUAUUGACAA